GGCUCCCCUCCGGCCCGGACCCGUGGCCCCGCGCGCCCACGGCAGGAUGGACUCGGCCACCGCCAACGGGGACGACCGGGACCCCGAGAUCGAGCUGUUCGUGAAGGCUGGAAUCGACGGAGAGAGCAUUGGCAAUUGUCCUUUCUCUCAGCGCCUCUUCAUGAUCCUCUGGCUGAAAGGCGUCGUGUUCAACGUCACCACCGUGGACCUGAAAAGAAAGCCAGCUGACCUGCACAACCUUGCCCCUGGCACCCACCCGCCUUUCCUGACCUUCAACGGGGAAGUAAAGACCGACGUCAAUAAGAUCGAGGAGUUCCUGGAGGAGACCCUGACUCCUGAAAAGUACCCCAAACUGGCUGCCAAACACCGGGAGUCCAACACGGCAGGCAUCGACAUCUUCUCCAAGUUCUCUGCCUACAUCAAAAACACCAAGCAGCAGAACAACGCCGCCCUAGAGAGAGGGCUGACCAAGGCCCUGAAGAAACUAGAUGACUACCUAAAUACGCCUCUGCCCGAGGAGAUCGAUGCCAGCACGUGUGGGGAUGAAGACAAGGGGUCCCGGCGCAAGUUCCUGGAUGGAGAUGAGCUGACACUGGCUGACUGCAACCUCCUGCCCAAGCUCCAUGUGGUCAAGAUCGUGGCCAAGAAAUACCGCAACUAUGACCUUCCGGCUGAGAUGACAGGCCUGUGGCGGUACCUCAAGAAUGCCUAUGCCCGGGACGAGUUCACCAAUACCUGUGCGGCGGACAGCGAGAUCGAGCUGGCCUAUGCGGACGUGGCCAAGCGCCUCAGCCGCUCCUGAGCUCCGCCAUCUUGUCCACCCACACUGCAGAAAAUGCUCCGGGUCUCCCAAAGACCUUCGACUUUACAAAUUCCUCUUCCUCAUCACCUCUGGAAACUUGUGCUUUGAUUUCGAAUCAGGCCACGUCUCGCUGGUAUCACCAGAACUCCAGCCUGCCACCUUUUUUUAAGGAAGGCCAGCACCACUUCAAGAAUUUGGCCAACAAAGAGGAUAAAACAAGUCAGCCUCUCCCCUGCCAGCCUGACCUGGGGUCUGUGUAUUUGGGGUCAGCUACAGAGCACAAGCGUGGGACUGUCACUGACCCCUGGUUCUGCCAACACCAAACUAUCUUCUCAUCCUUUAUGGACAUGAAAUAUUGCCCUUCUCUUUCAGUAACUGUAAGGCCAACGAAACAUGUCUCUUUAGUUCUCAUUAGAGAGAGAUCCCUACCUUCUCAGGAGCAGCAGUGACUGGGACAGGACCCAGCUGAGGUUGGCUUUGGGUAACUUAUCAAACCUGCAACCCCAUCGUUCUGUCCCUCCCAACUUCCGACACUCCUGCCCUAUGGCACCAAAAGCCAGAUGACAAAGUCACUUCAGACGAUCUUAGUUUGAUGCAGUGCUGGAAAUGGUGCAAUGUGGUUUGUGCAACUGGCUCCGGUUUUCAGGUAGUCCUUGGUCUUGUUUGCCAGGGAGGAAACUGGCAGGUAAUCCCAACCUGGGGGAGUGAGAUGGAGAUGGUUGAGGAGCGAUGUUGAUGCCAAAAAGGCCCAUGGGGUCUGCAGCCACAGGGUGUGCAAAUCUGAGUAGGAGUUGUUGCUCACUGGAGACCAAGUAUUGGGGUGUGAUUGUGCCUGUUAGUGAGCAGCUUCUGGUGGAUGAGGAAGAGGGAGGAGUGAACACAGAGGGUGGAGGAAGAGGGCUGGGUAAAGACAAAGCAGCUCUUUUAUGAGCUUGAUAUUCCCGCGUAAACUGUGAGACUGUGCUUUCCACGCAUGAUCUAAAUCUUGCACUGACGAUAUAACUACCAAUCUUACAGCAAAAACCCCCAACCAUUGGCCAAAAAAAAUUGUCUUCCCUGUCUUUGAAGAGGUUUCUCCUUGAUGCAGGUCGCGGGCUGGGGGCUCUCACAAAGCUGUUUGUGGUGCACAGAUAUGUUUAGAAGCUUAGAAGGUUGGCAUGAUCUUGGAGCACCUUAAGAAGAAAGUGCAUAAACCUUUCUGUCAGGGAAACCAGGUGGCUUGAACGGGAAGAACACUG
This is a messenger RNA of Dipodomys ordii (Ord's kangaroo rat), 2040 nucleotides long. RefSeq names its product chloride intracellular channel 5 (gene Clic5). The record is from RefSeq and is a predicted model, not a curated record. Lineage: Eukaryota; Metazoa; Chordata; Mammalia; Rodentia; Heteromyidae. Bases 47 to 802 code for a protein of 251 amino acids. The transcript is spliced from 6 exons.